AUGCCGUCCAUUCUGAGCGAUGCGGAUAAGGAAACAGUCAAGAGGACUGUUCCUAAACCGGGCAACAAAAUCCUUGCCGUCGGUGUCGCGCGACUGUAUGUUGCUCAUCCCAAUCCGCAGAAAUGGACAUAUACUGGUUUGCAAGGUGCGGCCGUUCUCGCAAAUGACCUCGUCGGGCACACCUUCUGGCUUAAACUGGUGGACGUUUCACCAGCGAAUCGUGGAGUCCUCUGGGAUCAAGAGAUCUACGAUGGCUUUGAUUAUAACCAAGAUCGGGUCUUCUUUCACACGUUCGAGCUCGAGGAGUGUGCAGCAGCCCUUUCAUUCGCCGACGAGAAAGAAGCAAAAACCUUUUUGAAGAAAAUGCACGAUCGAGAAAAGAAUGCGAGCAAAGAAACAAAAGCGACCCCAUUCGGCUCAACGCGCGGGCAAGGACCGUCACAUGUGUCCAGCAGGAAAUCCGGCCAUUCACUCUUUAGUGGCCUUCUCGGAAGGAGUUCUUCGACUGCAACACCAACUAUACCUGCAUCGCUACCACCGGUCGCAGCGCCAGUACAACCACCGCCUCCACCAGCUCCUGCGCCUGCGCCGGUACACGAGCAGCCAUCCUCGAUAGAUUUAAAUGAUCCAGAGAUACAAGGAGUUUUGGCGGAAUUGCGGCAAAUGGGAAUCACUGACGAACAAAUCAAGGACAACGAAGGCUUCAUUAAAUCGUACAUACAAAGCCAGGCUGCUGAAGCUUCUCAUCGAAAUUCUCCUUCAGCUGAAGACCAACGAAAAGCAAAAGCGCCCCCUCCUCCACCUCCAGCAUCGGCACCAACACCGAAAGUCGCAUCAAUCAGCCCUCAAAACACCGGUGGGAGUGGUAGCAGAAGAGGUCCUCCUCCUCCACCCCCUUCACGUCGAAGGACAGAGGCCGCUUCAACCUCCCAAGAACCAGAAACCCCUGCUCCUCCACCACCUCGGGAGCCAUCGCCACCACGGCCAAGAUUCCGAGCUCCGCCUCCCAUUGCAGAUGCAGGAAAGUUCGCCCAACCUGUAACUGCUCCUGGUAGACCCCGAGCAUCAUCUAGUGCGAUGCCUGGUCCUCCUCCACCUCCUAGACCGCCAAAAACACCAAUGGAUGAAGGUCUAUCUUCAGCACCUCCACUAAGGGCUCAUGGUGUCCCUCCUCCCUUUCCAGGAGAACGCAAAGUCUCUGCGCCUCCAGCUCCUCCAGCGCCUCCAAGCCGCAGUCCUGUGCAUGCACCGCCUCCUCCACCACCACCCCGAGAGACUCCUCAACUGCCACCAAAGAUUCCACAUACAGGCGCGGCAGCCUCUAUUCCUCCCCCUCCUCCGGCACGAGCUCCUAUUCCUCCUCCCCAACCUUCCCCAUCAAAUACUCGUCCCGUACCUCCACCACCUCCUCCAGCUCCUUCAUCUGGUGCCCCACCACCACCCCCUCCCCCUCCUCCGUCUGGUAUUCCACAACCACCACCUCCUCCUCCUCCCCCUCCUCCGUCUGGUAUUCCACAACCACCACCACCUCCUCCUCCCCCUCCUUCAUUUGGAGCUCCUCCUCCACCCCCUCCACCUCCUGCAACUGGUUCAGGGGCUCCUCCCCCCCCUCCUCCAACUGGUCCGGGAGCGCCUCCUCCUCCGCCUCCUGGUGGAGCAGUACCACCGCCUUUACUUUCGGUCGGCGGUGGUGGCCGAGACGAUCUUCUUGCAGCUAUCCGAGCCUCUGGCGGUAAAGGUGGUAGUGGAUUACGCAGAGUAAACGACUCUGAAAAACGAGAUCGCAGUGCUGCAAUGGUUCCUGGAACGUCAAAUGAAACGGCCGCAUCAACCCCCAGUGCAGCACCUGCAGGUGGCAUAGCAGGUGCUAUACAGAACGCCCUAGAUAAGCGCAAACAGAAAGUUCGCGGUAGCGAUGAUGAGGGAGAGGAUGAUGACGACUGCGUACGCUUGACCCGAGAUGAUCGUAUCCGUGUUCAAACUCUGCGAGAAGCAGGAUUUACCUAUGAACAAAUAGCGAAUCAACUCAAUAUUACACACAAUCAGGUUCAAUAUGCUUGUCAGGCUACUCAGGUUACUCCUAAAAAGGCACGUGGAGCUGCACCUAAGCUCUCUGAAGCUCAAAUGGAUGAAAUCAUUGAAUGGAUAUCUUCAUCUAAGAAGAACCGCCGCAUGCCAUAUCAUAAAGUUAUCAAGGAGCUUAAUCUCAAAGUGACACCCACUACACUUGCCUCUUCCUUGAAGAAAAGAGGUUAUACACGAUGUAAGGCGCUUUGCAAACCUUACUUAAGUCCUGAAAACCGACGCCAACGGCUUAUAUGGGCUCUAGAACAUGUUUUAUGGACGGAUGAAACAUGGGUUACAUCAGGCUCCCAUACUCGCAUUUACGUGACACGCAAGGCUGGUGAAGAAUUGGAUGAUAUCUGUGUUCGUUCAAAAAUCUCACGACGUCGAGGAUGGAUGCUCUGAGGGUCAUUCCAUGGAAAUAUAAAAGGCCUAUGCCUGUUUUGGGAGAAAGAAUGGGGCUCUAUCAAUGUGGAGCGGUACUGUGAACGAACUGUACCAUUGAUUGAUAGAUAUCUUCGGCUAAUGCGACGAGAGGGUUUAUAUCUACAGUUGAUGCAGGAUGGGGCCCCAGGGCAUUCGAGUUCUUUUACAAAAGAAGAACUUCAUUCUCGAGGUGUGUAUCCCAUAUCAUGGCCUGCAUUUUCACCCGACCUCAAUCCGAUUGAGUCGAUAUGGGAUUGGAUGAAGGAUUGGAUUCAAGAUAGAUAUCCGGAUGAAGAAUUAUCCUAUUAUCAGCUUCGAGAUGUAGUUCGAGGUGCAUAAGACGCAAUUCCUGAGAGCUUCUUUACUCGGCUUAUUGAUAGUAUGCAAGCUCGUUGUC
This is a messenger RNA of Talaromyces stipitatus ATCC 10500, 2887 nucleotides long. RefSeq names its product actin associated protein Wsp1, putative. Gene Ontology annotation, biological process: DNA integration; DNA transposition. Gene Ontology annotation, molecular function: DNA binding. NCBI's taxonomy places the organism in Eukaryota, Fungi, Ascomycota, Eurotiomycetes, Eurotiales, Trichocomaceae. The record is from RefSeq and is a predicted model, not a curated record. Bases 1 to 2469 code for a protein of 822 amino acids. The transcript has 5 exons.